AUGAUUCGCGAUGCUGUGUAUGACCAAGUGCAUCAACAUCCCGACACCGAGCGUGCCAAUGCCUUGUUAAAGUGGUCUGAGAUUUUCUUGCUGGAGCCCGAGGCCACUAGCCCAGGGAGGAUGUUGUUGCGAGCUACGGGAAAUAGUGAGUCCAUCAUGAGGACAUUGGAGGAUACCUUCAGGAAGAAAUCCACAUCGACCAUCAUGCAACGUGCUGGAUCUCUGGGAUUAUUCCUGGCUUGGUUCAAAUUGAGUCAUCGCUUCGAGUCCUUCUUCCUAUCUCAGAAGAAGUGGUCUACGAGUAUGCCUGUGAUUGUCGAAAUACUGGAAAGAGUGCAUGCAUCUUUGAUUGGCAGGUACUAUGAGGGAGCGCUCAGCCGUACAAAGACCGCGAAGAGUAAAGAGAAAGCCACGUCUUUCUUGCCCUUGGUUUGUCCAGCCUUUGGGUUGUUAGGACGAAACUGGCUGCACGAGUUUUUGCUGUCAAGAUGCGAACUGGGACUAAGCGAUGUGCCUAGCUUAGCUUCGAGAUCCAAUGACAUCACUUAUGUUUUGGUGCCAAGCUCUUCGCCAUUGAAUGAAGGGAAAGACAGGCCUAUGAGAUCGCCGGAACUGACAGAUCGUCUUCGUGCUAUCCUUGGGCUUGGCUUCAGUAAUGAGGACAUCACUGGAGUCAGCAGUCAUUCUCUUAAAGCGACUCUGCUAUCCUACAUGAACGUGUGGGGAAGCGCCUUGGAGGUUAACGAAAUCUUAGGAUUUCACGUUAACCAGAUGCAUGGGUCAGCUAUCAAUUAUACCCGAGAUGCACUCAGUCAUCCCAUUCGUUUGCUGGUUUCAAUGUUAGCAGAUCUGCGCGAAGGCAAAUUUGUCCCCGAUGCGCCACGCGACUACACUUUCCCAGAGAAGAGCAUGACCAUCCCUGUUCACCAGUUGUUUGAGCAAAACACUGGACUGUCGGUACUAGAGGCGGCUGAGCGCAUGGCCGGAGAUCGUAGUGUCAUGCCAGCUGCUGAAGCCGAGAAGACAGCGGAACGGUUGGGGCGCAUGAUGGUGCUCGCAGGUGUCACUAGAGCUGGUUUGGUUGAGCAUUUAAGUGACACAGAGGAGUAUGCUCUAUAUCAUAGCAAUAUGGGCGACUGGGUUCAUGGCAACAAGCAAGACCAGCCCCAGGUGAUCGACGAUUCAAGUUCUUCCAGCUCCGAUUCGUCUUCAGGGAGUGACAUGCUUGAUUCGAAAGCUGCAUUCAAAGCUCGUGCUCUGGAGAUCGGGGUGGCAGAUGCUGAGCUAAAUCGUUUGAGCCUGUUGAACCUGGACAGCUUCGGAACCUUAGCAUAUGGAUGUAGUUAUGUGCCAGGCCAAGCGGAUGACCAACCAUUGAUUGCUUUGAUCGAAAAGGUUUGCAACUCUCAGCCGGCGCCAGAAGAUAGGCUGCCUGUGAUCAGGCGUUUGUUCUUUGAGAGCUACACUUUGGCAAAUGCUGACUUGAGGUCACGUGUUGAUCGUAAAGAUGACGAGCAACCUCGCAAACUCGCUCAAGCAGAGCGUGCAGCAAGGCACAAAGACCAACAGGCUCGGUUAACGGGUCUGGAGCUCACAGGUGAGUUGGAGCCAUCGAAUGCCCUGGUAGACUUAGUCUUUCAGAUGUUGGAGGAGAACCAGUUGCGUUACAUUAGAUGGGAGCAGUGCACCAAGCGUGAUCAGGAGUUGCUUGGUAUCAAGCAUGACCCAUUGUGGAAGCCAGGCAGUGAUGGCGUAGUCAGAGAGGUGAAGCAGAAGACUGAGACCUUAGCAGAUACGAGCUCUGACCUUUGCUUGAAAUAUUGUUUGCAGCGCAGAAGCCUGGCGCUGGAUCAGGCCAGGUUGAUUGACUAUGACAAGAUGGAGCGCUGGUCACGAACGAUGCUGGAGGCCUAUGCCGCGUUGCCCAUUGAUGGCUACAAGAAGGUCAGCUUGGAUCAGAUUCAACGGGCUGAUUUGGAGCUCUUCAAAUACCUCAUGAAGAACAGUCGAGAAGGAAUUCGUCCGGCAGGAGGAGUGGCCCCACUGGAAGCCAUUUUGGACAGAGCAAUCACAGCUGCCGAGAUUCGGUUGCUGUUGGCCCCUCUGCCUGCAGGAUCAUCUUCAGGUACAAAACGCAAGCAUGAUGAAGCCGAAGAAGACAUGUCGGCAGGCAAGCUUCGAGGCUCCGUGGAUGAGGUCACCAAGUUGAAGAGGACCAUUGAAAACCUCACAGGACAGGUGAGGAAUCUCAAAGGCCGUGGCUCAAAGCCACCUUCCUCUAGCGGCAAGGGCAAGGGUCCUGGAAGAGGUGGCAAAGGUCUCACGACGAGAGCUUUCAGAUCCUCCGUGAAGAUGCCAGCAGAAUUGAUGGGACAAAAUCCCAUGACUGACAGUGGCGAACCGAUUUGUUACAGCUACAAUUUGAAUGGUUGCCCAGAUGCCGCUCCAGGACAACGCUGUACCAAAGGUUGGCACGUGUGCACUAAGCCUGGAUGUCAGGCAGUGCACUCCCAGAGGAAUCACAAGUGA
Messenger RNA from Durusdinium trenchii, 2529 nucleotides. The record is from the annotation of a GenBank genome assembly. NCBI's taxonomy places the organism in Eukaryota, Dinophyceae, Suessiales, Symbiodiniaceae.